CCAAGGUCCCUUCCAACUUGAUGAUGAUGAUGAAGAUGAUGAAGAUGAAGAUGAUGAUGUUGAGGACUACCUGUAAUUGAAAAAACACAAGCCGGCUUGCGGUCAUCCAAAACACACGUGGCUGUUUCACUGGAAUCUCACCUCUCGCCAUUUGCACGCCCAGCCAACAACCAAAUAGGUGAGAAACAAAACAAUGUCGGUUUAAAACGUACACAAGCCGAAAAAAAGAGCCGUUAGUGAAAGACAGAGAAGCUUUUUGACGCCGCAGGUUUAAAAAUCCCCUUUCGGCCGGGAGGGGGAGCUAGAAAACGCGGCAGCAAAUCGACAGAGCCGCAACAUCCUAGAAGGGCUCCGCCCAAAGACCACAGAGUUGACGAAGGAAUCGGGGAGGGGCAAACCAGUCCCGAACGCUAGACUUCCGGCCUGGCUCUUCAAGCGGGGCAUUUCUCUCCCCCCCCCUCCAAUCGUGGGUGUGUGUGUGAAGCCCGUCCGGCUCCCUCGUGCUCCGGAGCAGGGAAGCGGCGGCGGUGCAAAAGGGGCCACUUUAGCUGACUGUGUUCAGCAGGUCAGCAGUUCAAAUCUCACCGGCUCAAGGUUGAAUCAGCCUUCCAUCCUUCUGAGAGUCUCGACUGUGUUUGCGUUCAUAGGCACGAUGAUGCCUGGACAAGACCAGUAUCCUGGAGGAGAGAGCCAGCCCCCCCUAACACCAGUGCUAUUCUCCAGAAGCAUAGCUACUCAACAGGAGGUGAAGGUGGAAAAUCAAGAAGAUUUGGGCCAACUCUGGGAGAGUCAGUGGCAGGAGUUCCUCACUAACGUGGAAGUCCCCCAGAUCCUUCCAGAGCCUUCCCCGUGGGAGGACGCUCACAUCUUCCUAGCCUCCUUCGAACAAGUCGCCAGAGCUUUCCAGUGGCCCAAGGAAGAAUGGGCAGCUCACCUCCGGCCCACCCUCAGAGGAGACGCCGAGCAAGCCUACAGCAGCCUGGCGCUGGGAGACAGAGAGGAUUAUGGGAAAAUGAAGGCAGCCAUCUUGCAGGCCGACGCGGUAAGCCGGGAGAAGCAGCGGCAGCGCUUCCGACGUUUCUGCUACCAAGAGGCCGAAGGGCCGAGGCAGGUGUACAAUCAGUUGCAGAGUCUUUGUCGUCAGUGGCUAAAAGUCGAGAGACACUCGAAGGAACAGAUUCUGGAGAUGCUGAUCCUGGAACAGUUCCUGGCCAUCCUUCCCCCGGAGAUGCAGAGCUGGGUCAAGAGACACAACGCAGAGAGCAGCGCUCAGGUCAUCUCCCUGGCCGAGGAUUUCUUGCUCACGCAGUGGGUGCCGGGGAUAAGAGAACAAGAGAUGGGAGAGGAACUCGGUCCUAGAUCUGAAAAUAUUCAGUCCCUGGAGAGAGGGCCGUCUGACGCCGGGCCGAAAAUACAAUUUGCCAGGGAGCUGAAGAUGGAAGAAGAUGCCGAUGCAGGUACCUGGAGGCUGCACGAGAAUGAAAAUCACCUGCAGGGAAGACCAAAGCAAGCAGAGCAACACGGGGUGGCCCCAGAGAGAGCUAAUAGCAUUGCUCCAGAACGUUGUGAUCCAGAAGAGGCCCUUGGAGGACAGCAGGGUGUCUAUCGCAUGGAGGAAAGACCUUUCAUCAUAAAUUACGAGCAGGCAGGUAGAAAAGCAGAAAUUAUUGUCUUCUGUUCAGACACGCAGAAGGAGAGAAGGAGAAAACAUUGCUUGGUGUGCGGGAAAAGUUUCUCACGAAACUCAGCCCUGACCCGGCACGAAAGGAUCCACACGGGGGAAAAAUCAUACAGAUGUUUCCAGUGUGACAAAAGUUUCUAUGAUAAGACAGCCCUGAAAAGACAUCAGAAAACCCACAGUACCGUGCGAGGAUACGCUCAGGGCUCUCACGCCCAGCCAGGUGAGAAUUUACCUCUCUCUUCCCCAGAGAACAUUGCACGGAACUUUUGCAGCGUGUGUGGGGAACACUUUGACAGUGCACUGGAUCUCAAUGUACAUAGAAGGAUUCACCAGGAGCAGAAUCCCAGUGGCAGUGGAAAGACAUCUGGGAAAAGCCAAAGUCCAGAGCUGAAGAAACACCCGACGGUCCUCCCUGUGCGGAAAACCUACAAGUGUCCGGAGUGUGAGAAAAGCUUCAUUUGGGGUUCAUCGUAUCACAGGCAUAAAAAGAUCCAUUUGAGGAACAAAUCGGUCCCAGUUUCGUAUGAAAAGAAAAGCUUCAAACAAGGGUCCCAUCUCAUGAAAUUUCAGCCUUUCCCCAUUGGAAAGAAACACUACAAAUGCCCCGAGUGUGAGAAGAGUUUCCCGGCGCUCAAAUCCUUGGAAAGACAUAAAAAGUUCCACCAGAGAGCGAAACUAAAAAGCGCUUUGCAAAAGACACCCACGACAGAAGAAAAAACCUGUUCGGAAUGCGGUAAGUUUUUUCAUCGGCUGUCCCACCUAAGAAGACACCAGCGGAUCCACACGGGCGAGAAACCCUACAAGUGCCCCAAAUGCGAGGAGAGUUUCAUGUGGCAGGGGUCUUUCGAAAGACAUCUGAAGGCUCACAAGAAGCAGAAGUCGGCAUCUCCGGCGCCAACAUUGCCUGUUUUGAAGGAGAAACCUAAUCAGUGUUCGGAGUGCGGGAAGACAUUCAGACAGCACUCGGAUCUCCUUCAACAUCAGCGGAUCCACACCGACGAGAAGCCUUAUAGAUGCACGGAAUGUGGGGAGUCCUUCACGUGGCCUUCAUCUCUCAACCUGCACCGGAAGAAAGUUCACAGGGGGAAGCGAUUGGUCCCCCUCCUCCAAAAAUUACCCCUGGGGCAAGGGAGAUCCUACAAAUGUUUCGAGUGCGGCAAAAGUUUUGACCGUUCCUCGAGCCUUAUAAACCACCGGCGCACCCACGCCGAACAAAAGCCGUACUCGUGCACCAGCUGUGAGAAAAGUUUCAUGUGGGCUCGCUCUCUUCUGAGACACCGAAAGAUCCACGAUGCCAGGAAACCAGGAGGCCCCUUGCCGAAACAAUCCACUCCGCAGGAGAAAUCCUGCGUUUGUUCCGAUUGUGGGAAGCGCUUUGUCUAUUCGUACCUCCUGAUGCGGCAUCGACGCAUCCACACCGGAGAGAAACCGUACAAAUGCACGAAGUGCGGCGAGAGCUUCAGGUGGGCUUCCUCAUUUAACCUGCACCAAAAGAAGGCCCACCAGGACACGAAGACCACUCCUCUCCUCCCAAGACAGUCGGACAGGCAGAAAAAACCUUACGGGUGUUUGGACUGUGGGAAAUACAGGAUAACUUCCCAUCUGUCAAGCCAUCAGAGUACUCACACUGGGGAAAAGAAGCACAAGUGCACCACUUGUGGGAAAAGCUUCUUCUGGCAAUCCUCGCUGGCGGAGCAUCGCAAGGAGUUACAUAAGACAAAGGCAAAGACAAAAGUCCCUGCUGAAGGGAAAACUUUCAAAUGCUCCAAGUGCGAAGAGAGCUUUGUGGGGUAUUCAGCUCUUCUGCGACAUAGAAAGAUCCACGAGAGAGAUAAACUCGGGCUCUUUUUCCAAACAGGACCCGUCACCCCAGAGAAAUCAUAUCCCUGCAAUGAAUGUGGGAAGAACUUCAAUUGGCCAUCCUGCCUCUUAAGACAUCAGCGCAUCCAUUCGACGGAGAGACCCUGCCGGUGCCCUGAUUGUGGAGAGAGUUUCAGGUGGGAUUCCGCUCUUAAGGCACACCACAAGAAGAUCCAUAAACCAAAGGAGCCGGCGGUGUCUUUCCUGUCCAAAGACGCCGCCGUCAAAGGGAAAAAUCACCCAUGCGCGGAGUGUGGAAAAACCUUCACCUCUUUGUCGUCUCUCCUAAGGCAUCGGAGUAUCCACGGGGGAGAAAAACUGGAGAAAUCCAGCCACUGCGGAGACAAUGUCCCGUGGAAUUCAGCCCUGCCAAAAAACCCAAAGGCCUGUAAGCAAGAGGAACCGGAUUCCCUGCCUCAAAAGCUACCCAGCCGAUGUGGAAGCACCUACCCUUGUCUCCAGUGUGGCAAAAAAUUCUCCAAGUUGAAGCUGCUGCAGAAACACAAACGCCUCCACGUCAAGGAGAAGCGUUACACCUGCACUGAAUGUGGGAAGCAUUUCACUCAGUCCGCCAGCUUGAAAAGACACUGGUUCACUCACCAAGAAGAAAAGUCAUUCCACUGCUCGCAUUGCGAAAAAAGCUUCGUUUACAAAGACAGUCUCACGAGGCACGAGAAGUCCCACGCCAGGUUGACAGAGUUCACCGUGCAAGUGCUGGACAAAGAAUUCCUCGCAACGUCGGAAUCGCCCCAAUUCGUAGCGCCGGAGCCCGGCGUGUGUGGCGGUCCCCUAGACCUCCAAGGGGAGAACCCCGUUCCCUCCUUGAAUGCUCCAGAAACUGUGGUGACAUGGUCUCAAAGCAGGCCAAACGAUACAGGAGUUGGCAUAGAGAAAUUGUGCAAGCCUGAGGAAAGAUCACCGACCCUGUCAGUUUUAGCAGAAGAAAACCUUCCGGAAUCUUCUCUUAACCGUUAGCGUAAUGAAAGCAGUGGUCCCAACAAAGCGAGCAGAAUAUCAGCAAACCCAAAUUGAGUUUUGCCUUGUCUGGGGCCAUGUUGGUUUGUGCUCCCUGGCUCCUUAACUAUACUUUAAAAAUUCUAGCGUGGAUGCCCACCCGACAUCUGGUUUUGUUAUUGAACACAAAGUCAUAUCAGCUGUAUAUUAGUAGAUGCAGAUAGUUGAGUUGAAUUGAGUUGGGUGGGGCAAGAGGGAACAGACUCAGGUUUUAAAAGAUUUUAAAAAAAGGAAAUACAUUUGUGCCAUGUCUUGUUUCGCAGAAGAUACUGCGGUGUUGAUUCUUGCUGUAAAACUCCUCAGAGAUGUAAUACAACGGUUGGGGAUUCUUUUGCAUUGUUUAACUUUUGUUGUCAUGAUCACAAUCUGUUGUUUGUUCAGGUUUAUGAAAGGGAACUACUAAUAAAUGCAACGUGCACAUUGAAAGAA
This is a messenger RNA of Crotalus tigris (Tiger rattlesnake), 4984 nucleotides long. RefSeq names its product zinc finger protein 184-like. Lineage: Eukaryota; Metazoa; Chordata; Lepidosauria; Squamata; Viperidae. Bases 653 to 4516 code for a protein of 1287 amino acids. The record is from RefSeq and is a predicted model, not a curated record. The transcript has 5 exons.